This is a messenger RNA of Styela clava, 936 nucleotides long. Its product is annotated as mitochondrial inner membrane protease subunit 2-like. Gene Ontology annotation, molecular function: serine-type endopeptidase activity. The record is from RefSeq and is a predicted model, not a curated record. Gene Ontology annotation, cellular component: membrane; mitochondrial inner membrane peptidase complex. Lineage: Eukaryota; Metazoa; Chordata; Ascidiacea; Stolidobranchia; Styelidae.
UCCAUAAUCUUAUUCACCAACUGAAUGUUAUCGUUGUUACAGGGUAUUUAUGUAGUGGAUAUGAAACAAAUAGCUAGAUUGUGUGGGUAUGCUGCGGCUGCGUUCUGUAGCGGUCAGUACAUGUGGAAAAACAUUGUGUCCGUGCACAAAGUCCAGGGUCAGUCUAUGUAUCCUGUACUCAAUGAACAGCGAAUGAAAUCUGAUUGGGUUAUUAUCAAUGAAACGAUUGCAAAUCACCUGGAUAAACUACAGAGAGGGGAUGUAGUUGUAUUUCGGAGUAUGAGAAACCCAGCCGAAUAUCAUAUUAAAAGGAUUGUAGCAUUGGAAGGUGACACUGUAAAGACAUUGGGAUAUAAAAAUGAAUUGGUCAAGGUCCCAACAGGCCACUGUUGGGUGGAAGGAGAUAACCAUGCAAUUAGUGAGGACAGUAAUAAGAUUGGUCCAAUACCAAUGGGACUUAUAACAGCCAGAGCAAGUUAUAUCUUGUUUCCUCAUUUUAGAAAAAUUCGACCAAAAUUUGUUCAUGAUCGUGUCUCUGUCAAUCCUAAUGUUGAAAAGGAUGUUUUGAGAUAUUUGAAUGAUUUACCGUCUGUAAUUUUAUGAACACACUGUGCAACUACUCGAAGGCUGUAGCCUAUGUUACUAUUUCCCUAAACUAACUUUCUUGAUUAUAAAGAGCAUUGCGUUACAGAUUUUUUUUGUUUUUGAAGGUUAAUUUUUUGCUCCAAAUACUGUGGCCAUUAGGGCAUAACUGCGACCAAUCAAAUUGGGGUGAAAUAUAAGAAUGCUCGUUACAGUUAUUUAUGCCAUGUUCAGGUUCAUUGAUAAAAAAUUUACAAUUAAUUCUGACACCUUACUUGUGUAGUAUCGAAAUCAAGGUGCUAAACCAUAUUUUCUUAUUUGCCAAUAAAGUCUUGUACUGUAUCUAUUAUUAUA